Messenger RNA from Ilex paraguariensis (yerba mate), 2560 nucleotides. The record is from the annotation of a GenBank genome assembly. Lineage: Eukaryota; Viridiplantae; Streptophyta; Magnoliopsida; Aquifoliales; Aquifoliaceae.
AUGGAGUUGAGACAAGAAGCCAGUGAUCUACAAGAAUAUUCCAAUGCCAAACUUGAUCGAGUGACACGUUAUCUUGGUGUUCUUGCGGACAAGACCCGUAAGCUAGACCAGGCUGCUCUGGAAACAGAAGCUAGAAUUUCUCCACUGAUACAUGAGAAGAAAAAGUUGUUUAAUGAGUUAUUGACCGCCAAAGGAAGUGUAAAGGUGUUUUGCCGUACGAGACCACUUUUUGAAGAUGAAGGUCCUUCUGUUGUUGAAUUUCCUGAUGAAUUCACAAUUCGGAUCAAUACUGGUGAUGAUAAUGUCUCUAACCCAAAGAAGGAUUUUGAGUUUGACAGGGUUUAUGGACCUCAUGUGGGACAAGCUGAGCUUUUCGGUGAUGUUCAGCCAUUUGUGCAGUCGGCUUUGGAUGGGUUUAAUGUAUCUAUAUUUGCUUAUGGACAAACCAAUUCAGGAAAGACUUAUACAAUGGAAGGCUCCAGCCAUGAUCGUGGUUUAUAUGCGCGAUCCUUUGAGGAGCUUUUUGAUUUGGCCAACUCAGAUACAACUUCUACUUCUCGAUUUAGUUUCUCUGUCACAGUUGUUGAUCUUCACAAAGAACAGAUAAGGGAUUUACUUUCAGAAUGUGGAAAGAGCCUGCCAAAGGUCCAUUUGGGGCCACCGGAUUCUUUUGUUGAACUUGUGCAGGAAAAGGUCGACAAUCCCUUGGAUUUCUCAAGAGUCCUCAAAGUAGCAUUUCACAAUCGAGGAACUGACACAUUGAAGUUCACUGUUUCUCAUCUGAUUAUCACCAUCCAUAUUAAUUACAACAAUUUGAUCACCGGAGAAAAGUUAUAUAGCAAGCUUUCUCUUAUUGAUUUGGCUGGAAAUGAAACUUUGGCCGUAGAAGAUGACAGUGGGGAGCGAGCAACAGAUUUACUGCAUGUGAUGAGAUCACUUUCAGCGUUGGGAGAUGUUUUGGCUUCCUUGACAUCAAAGAAGGAUACUGUUCCUUACGAAAACUCAAUGCUCACAAAAGUACUUGCAGACUCAUUAGGUGGAAGCUCAAAAACUUUGAUGAUUGUUAACGUGUGUUCAAAUGCUUCAAAUUUGCCCAAGACAUUAUCAUCCCUCAAUUUUUGUGCCAGAGCUCGAAAUGCUAUUCUAAGCCUUGGAAAUCGAGAUACAAUUAAGAAAUGGAGAGACGUUGCCAAUGAUGCACGUAAGGAAUUGUAUGAAAAGGAGAAGGAAACCAAUGAUUUGAAGCAAGACAUUAUUGGAUUAAAACAAGCGCUUAAAAAUGCAAAUGACCAGUGUGUCCUACUCUACAAUGAAGUACAGAAGGCUUGGAAAGUUUCUUUUAUGCUGCAGUCAGAUUUAAAGUCAGAGAAUAGUUUGCUUUCAGAUAAGCAUAAGAUAGAGAAAGAUCAAAAUGCCCAGCUAAGGAAUCAAGUUGCUCAACUAUUACAAUUGGAGCAAGAUCAAAACUUGCAGAUACAGCAACGUGAUUCGACAAUUCAAACUUUACAGGCUAAACUAAAAAGCAUUGAAUUACAAUUAAAUGAAGCCCUUCGUUCUAGCGAUGCUAAGUUGGCAAACGGAUUAGAAUCAAGGUCUGUGGCUCAAUUGAACCACGGGGCAACAGGGGACGGAAUGGAUUCAGUAGCUGUUACCAAGAAACUGGAAGAAGAACUCCUGAAACGAGAUGCACUUAUUGAGGUUUGGUAUUCUUAACUGUUUUGUUUGUGGUGUAUUACAUUUGUUGUAUAUUGGCAGUGGUAAAAAGUUGCUUCUAUAUGACUUUGUUUAUUUCAGUGCUAAAGGGGUCAUCAGGGUAUAGAAUUUUCUUAGCUUUGAACUUUUCUCUUUUUCUCUUUGUGAUGCUCAUAUCUUGAGCUUUACAUGUUUAUUGGACUGUGAUCUUAAGAAAUAAUCCCCAUGCUUGUGAGCAAUGUAUAUAUUCUUGGAUGUCAGAGGUCCACACGAGAGAUCUAAAACUUGCUUUGCUUUGUGUGCUGUUUUCUGGGGGAUUCGCGAAUAGAUUGUUCAUAUCAUCUCUUCAAAUUGUCAUCUGUCCAAAUUGUCAUCUCUAAGGAACCAAGAAAUUGUAGGCACCAUUUGUUGUGUAUAUCUUAUGUUGUAAUCUCCAGGCAUUAAAUAUUGAAAUUACCCUGUGCUUGUGAGCAAUAUGUUUACCUAUUGGAUGAGAUUUUUCCGUGUUGUGGUUAGGGGCAGGAUGGGGGUUCAGAUGUCUGAUCUAAGACUUGCUCUACUUUUUGGUCUGUUUUCUGAGUAAUUGGAAAAUAAUUGGUCAUCUAAACUGUGGAUAUUGAGGUAGUGGUUUUGAAGGCAACUUAGGGAAAGGAUUUAACCAUGAAUUGUGGUCUUUGAGUUUGUGUAGAAUAACUAAAAAAAUCUGGCAAAUGAUUUCCAAAAAAGAUAAGACAUAGAAAGUGUGACAGUCCAACAGGACACAAGAUGGGCAAUUCUAGUUGACUUGAUCUUUACCGGUGGUUGGCAGGUGUCUUCUAUUUUCAUCUUCUAUGCAAGGAUUAAAAUUUCGUUUUGGUGUAUUGUUUCG